This is a messenger RNA of Fusarium keratoplasticum, 804 nucleotides long. RefSeq lists its product as uncharacterized. Gene Ontology annotation, molecular function: oxygen binding; heme binding. NCBI's taxonomy places the organism in Eukaryota, Fungi, Ascomycota, Sordariomycetes, Hypocreales, Nectriaceae. The coding region runs from base 1 to 804 and encodes 267 amino acids. The record is from RefSeq and is a predicted model, not a curated record. The transcript has 3 exons.
AUGUCAGCCACAUCACGACCCAUGAAGCACAUUGAUCGCGAGGAUCUCUACACCAACCUCGAGGCCCGCGUCAUGUACCUUCACUCAUUCCUCGACUUUUCCAGCCGAGACAUUGAAGCCCUCAUCACUGGCGCCAAAUACGUCAAGGCCCUUAUCCCCGCCGUAGUCAACAUCGUCUACAAGAAGCUCCUCCAGUACGAUAUUACCGCUCGUGCCUUUACCACCCGCAGCACCUCGUUCGAGGGUCCUCUCGAUGAGGUGCCCGACGAGAACAGCCCUCAGAUUCUGCACCGAAAGAUGUUUCUGCGUGCGUACCUGACCAAGCUGUGCUCUGAUCCCAGCAAGAUGGAGUUUUGGGAGUACCUGGACAAGGUUGGCAUGAUGCACGUCGGACUCGGUCGCAAGCACCCCCUCCAUAUCGAAUACGUCCAUCUCGGUAUCUGCCUAGGCUUUAUCCAGGAUAUCAUGACCGAAGCCAUCCUCUCACACCCCCGCCUACACAUUCAGCGCAAGACGGCGCUCGUCAAGGCCCUCAACAAGGUCAUCUGGAUCCAGAACGACCUCAUGGCCAAGUGGCACGUCAAGGACGGCGCCGAGUUCGAGACUGGCGAUUCAGAUAUUGAGAUUGAGCGCGAGGGUUACCUGCACGGCAAGCGCAUCAUUGGCGAUGGUACCGGCUCCGAGGAUGACGCCUCGGAGCACCACCAGCCCGCCACGCCGUCGCGGAUCCCCCACCCGGGCAUGGCGUCCGGCGGGGUGUGUCCGUUCUCGGGGAUGGGAGCCCCGGCCGACGAGGCCAACUAA